This is a messenger RNA of Pollicipes pollicipes, 1847 nucleotides long. RefSeq lists its product as uncharacterized. Bases 282 to 1847 code for a protein of 521 amino acids. The transcript is spliced from 13 exons. The record is from RefSeq and is a predicted model, not a curated record. Lineage: Eukaryota; Metazoa; Arthropoda; Thecostraca; Pollicipedomorpha; Pollicipedidae.
UUAUUGGUCGUUUCAGGACCUUCUUUGGUGUCGGUGUCCUCACGUGCAGUUUUGCUCUCCUUCACUCUUUUCUCCACUUCUGUCUCACCAUCCAUUUUCUCUUCGUCCCUCGCUUUGUCUCUCACGGUAUCUGCAUCACUGCCUAUAUAUUGGUGUGCGGUGUUUUGCUCUGCUAUGCUCCCUCCGGCUGGCAUACCCAGGCUCUUCCACAAACCACUCACCAUUCGCUGACCCGCCACCCACCUGGCUUUACAGAGGCUUACAGGAAGGGAGCCGACGAAAUGGCGCGUGGGCCCAGCCUGAAAGAACGUGCGCUGGGCCUGCUGCCGCCGGAGGUCAUGGGUCAGCUGAUGCAGCGGCUCAAUCAGAUGAUAGCCAGCGGCCUGCAGCGGCUGCCGUUCCAGGUGCAGCGCACCACGCGCGGUAACCGCACGCGCAUCGAGCUCACCGAGCUGCCCGACUACGCCAACGUGGAGACUGUGUGGAACCUGAGCGCCCUGGUGCGGGCCCGGCUGCGGCAGCCGUCGGUGCUGAGCGAGCUGAUGGCUCGGCCCGAUGACCGCCGCCCGCUGGCUGCCCUCUGGCGCGACGGACGCGUGCUCGCGCUGGACGGCCGCUCGUUCGUGCUGCCCGCUGUGGACGGCUGCGUCCACUUGCUGCUGGCCGACGUGGAGCAGCGAGGCUUCUCUGUCCUCCGAUCGGCCCGCCAUCUGGUGAUGACUUUUCCAGACUGCAACGUUGUAGUCAACGAGGGAGGACACGCCCACGUGGAAUGGUUCAACGCGUCCCUUCCAAAACACUUGCGGACUGAGGUGCGGCUGGACGGUGGCCGGCUGCUGGCGCGCUCGUCGUUCGGCCUGCAGGCCGACCUGGAGCCGGGCUGCGGCGCCGUGCUGCUCAGGCUGGACCCGUGGAUGGCGUCGCGCACCGCCGGCCUGCUGGCCGCCUCCGACAACCGGGACGGCUGGCAGCUGUCGGCGGCGUGGCGCCGCUUCGGCCUGGAGCCUGAGGAGAGCUGUCCGACGCCGGACCAGCCGGCCGGCCCGACGCUCCACUUCGACUCGUGCGGCUCCAUCCAGACGGCCGAGUGUGUGCGGCUGACCGGGCUGGAGCGGGCCGCCCGCCAGCACCGGCCGCCCUGCGUCGCGCCCGAGCCGGUGCCGUGGCGGCUGAGCCAGUCGGGCCCAGAGGCCGACAGCCCGCCGGUGCGGGUGCUGCUGGCCGUGGCCGACCCGACGGUGGACGCCGACGCCGUACGCCGACUGGCCGAGGUGCUGCAGCGCCAGCUGACCGAGCUGGGCCAGCGCGCCGUCCAGUUCGCGCUGGUGGCCGACGGACGGGCUGACGCACGGCCGGUGUGGGUGGACUCCCCGGCGGCGCUGCAGCUGGAGGGCAGCAAACUGCCGUCAGCAGACCUGGUGCGCAGCCUGCAACGGGCCAUGAGCGGCCACCCGUUCCCGCCGGAGGUGGCGUACCGCAUCCUCGUCGUCUUCGCGCCCUCUGACCAGGUGCGUGGAGGCGCCUCGCUGACCGGACUGCGGCGUCAGCUGUGGCGCCGCCGCGUCACCGUACACCUGGUGACGCCCCUGACGCGCUACCCGCUGCUGGACGCGCCCCUGCAUGGCGUGACCAGCCACGGCCGCGGCCUGACCGCCAACAUGAGCCGCCAACUCAGCCUGCCCCGACACCAGGGUGACCUGGGUCAGCUGGUAGUGGACUCGGCGGGCGCAGUCUGGGACUCGGCCCUGCUGGUCCAGCCGGCCGGCGUCACGUCAGCGCUGCUGGCCGACGCCGUCUGGCAGCAGGUCGCCAAAGCGGAGCCGGGCCCGCCACUGCCGGACCGGUAG